Molecule: messenger RNA, 331 nt
Organism: Chiloscyllium plagiosum (whitespotted bambooshark)
Lineage: Eukaryota; Metazoa; Chordata; Chondrichthyes; Orectolobiformes; Hemiscylliidae
Source: RefSeq, a predicted model, not a curated record
GAGAUAUUUUUAUCAUCGAUAUUCACAGGUUUUGAACUCCCAGACGAGUCACUGCAAGCAGUUGCUGAACGAUAACAGUUCCACUGCACUGAUGGUGGUGGGCUUCAUCCUGGUGACACCGUUAGCAGUCCUGGCUCUGGCUGCUUACUGUCGGCUCGCACGGCGCCUGGAACUUGGCCUCUGCUUUAUCCCGUACAGCAAGGCCGUGUACCGGAAUCUUCCGGCCUCCCGCUACCGCUGGACGGGGGGUUGCUGCCUCAGGACGGGGGAGACUUCAGGAAAAGUUUGGGUGUAACGUCUGUCCAUGGCCAAUGUGAUGGGUCAGAGCAAG